GUUAGGUACGAAUUGUCAACAUUUCAAAUUUUGCACUCCAAAAUCGACAUAAGUAAUUUGUAUACAAUAAAAAUAGAGCGAGGCUCUACUAUAGUAAGUCAUUAAAAUAAAUUUACACUCAUCAAAUAUUACGUGGAAAAUAUUACACAAGUAGUAUUGAAAUUUGCGUCCCUCGUAUACGAUUGCGUCCCUGGCUCAUACCUUCUUGCCCUGCUCUGAAUAUCGACCUGCCUAUAAUAUUUGUAAAUUGUUUUUCUCACGUUAUUAACUACCUACCCACUUAAUUACUUCUAUUAUUAAUUUAUAUUUAAAUACGAAUAUAAAAUUUUUAAAUAUUGUGACUGUGUUAAUAACUAACUCAGUUUUUCCCUUAGGACCGAAAUUUUUUAAAAUUUUAGAUUUUAAUGAUUUCACUCGUUUUUUGAAUCUUAAACAAUGUAAAUCUAUCAAAAUUAGAUUAGCAAUAGAUAAAAGAAAAAUGACAACACAGACAAAUAAAUAAAGCAACGGAAAAACAUACAAAUUGAAUGCAUAAACAAUUUCCACUAGGCGAAUAUUUAUGUUUCUAGGUUGGUAUACUUCAGUCAUUUGAGGUUAUAUUUCUUAUCUUAUCGAGAGAACUGAUGUAAGCCCGCUUCGUAAGACGUCAUUUAUCGUGUGCAUUGUGAACUACAGCAUGUUUCGUCUAAUAUUGCAAACGUCAUUAUUAAUUCUUUUAAAUGUGAACACACUGUAACAAAAUUCCAGACCGCGACCGCCAUUUCAUGAUAGUUGAUACGACGUAUUUGUUUGAUUGUUUCUAUUAUUUUUCUCAUAUUAUACUAUUUUUUUUACUAAGUAAAAUAUAUAUAAAUUAUUGUCUUCAUAGAUUAUAAGAAAUCUUUAAUUGUAUUAUUUACUGUUAUACAAAAUUUACAGUACGAACGUGAAUCUAACUAAUACAUAUAUUAUAUCGUUUGUAGUGUUUUUAAUAAUUUAGAUUUCGUUUUUAUCGGAUAAACAGGGGUUUUCCAGAUGUGAUAACCAAAUUUUGGAAGUAGUACAUUUAACAUUUUAGUACAUAGUAAUGUUUUGAUUUAAAUUUGAACUUUGAAUUUUUUAACAAGUUUCUAUAAAAGUUGUGGUUUUAUGAAUUACUACUACGUAUUUUUAUUGUAAAUUGAAGUGAGUCUGUGAUAUUAAUCAUGUAUUGGAAAAAUAAUCCGGCAUCUAAUUGGGACUCAAUUUUUGACCAAGAGGUAAAUAAUUAAUUGUAUUAUUAUAAUUUACAUUUUUUAAUGGUUACCUAUUUUAUUUUUGAGUAACAUAUUGUUUAUUUUAUGUUAUAGGACUUAUGUCUUAAUGAUCUCAUGAGAGAACAAAAUCUCUUAGAAGAACUAAAGGGUCAAAAUAAAAAACUAAUAGACUUGUAAGUAUUUUUCUCAAUAAACUAAAACGUUCCUAUACUGAAUAAGAAAUUUGCAUUUAAUUAACUGAAUUAACAAUUCAAAUAUAAUGUAAAGACUAGUCUUUUAAAUACAGUAAGUUCCAAAAUUUGUUUUAAAAUGAAGGAACUACCUAAUUAUCUUUAAUUUAUUGGCAUAAUUUUAGAGAAUGAAUACAAUUCAACUCCCAAGUGGUUUUUUGUAAUCUUUUUUCCUAAAUUUUUUUUUUGUAUUCUUAAUUUGAUGGUACUUUCAAAAAAAUUCACUCAAACUUCAUUUGGUCAAAAACCUUUGAAAUAUUUGAUUUUUCUAAAAAUCAUGUUUUUGAGUUAAAAAUACCAAAAAUUUAUAUUUUUGGUAUUUUUUUUUUAGAAAUGAUAGUAAUUAUAUGCUUAACAUUUUGGUGAAAUCAGAAUUUACCUAUCGUAUUUACUUUUUAUGUUAUUGUUAAUGAACCACGUUUAAAACCUAAUUAUGUUAUUUCAAUCAUUUGCAUAUUAAAGUACCUCAAAAUUGAUUAUUUUGGACUUUUUUUUUAUUCAGUGUAAUAGUUUUUGGUGAAAUUAGAAAUUAUUAAUAUUUAAUAUUUUUUGGUUUGGAAGAAAUAGAAGAAAAAUAUAUUUUUUCUUAUAGAUACAUAAACAUCACAUUUUACCUUUGAAAAAUAAUAAUUAAUUUAAUAUUAUUUUUUUUUUUACUCACUGAAGCCAAAUUAAUUAAAAAAAUUAACGCCAUUGGGGGGAGAGCUGAGGAGCAUGGUAAAAUGAAUUGAACAAUUAUAACCUCAAAUUACUGUUGUAAGUAACAAAAUAUUUAAUAAAGUUGUAAAAUUUAUUUUUUUUUGCGAUGUAAAUCCUUGAAAUAAUCUUGAAAUUUCUAUAUAUAUCUGUCAAUGUAAUUAACUACAAAAUUGCUUGUAGAAAAAUUUCUACAGUGGAAAAAAUAAUAAUAUUUCACUAAUGUAUAUUGUACAUUUUACCAUUUUUCAUAGUUUUUCACGUUUUUUCCCAUUUAUUGGGAAAACUCUGAGGAAAAUCAAAAAAUGACUUCCCCAAGUUACCAUGGAGAUAAAAUUUCCCUUCAAAAAAUAAGCAACACUUAUCGGAGCAAGAUUUUUGGUAGAAAAGUUUGCACAGCUAAUCGAAGGGUAUUUUGCUAUUAAAAUAGUCCAAGCAAGUUCAAUUUUCAAGUUCUAUAGCAAGCUAUAGCUUGAUCCCUAGCUACACCCAAAAUGCAUUUGUGUUUUCCUUGUUUAGGUAAAAGGGGGAAAAAAAUGCAAAAUUUUUUUUUUUGGAACAUUGAUUCAAAUUCCUGAACCCUAAUAUAAAAAUAGGUAUCUGUAACCAUUCAGUUAUGACAAACAUAUUUUAGAGAUAACAAUAUUUAGUUAUUUUACAUAACAUAUAAUAUCUGCAUAGUAUCAGAACUUUAAAAAGCUAUAAUUUCAAAACUUGGUUAGUCCGCUCAAAUUUGACUUUACCAUCGUUCUUAAAUUGGUAAUAUACAUAUAUUUAUGUAUAAAAAUAAAAAAAUUGUAAAAUUAGAUUUGUUCCAUAUAAUUUUUUACUCAACGAUUUUCGUUAAUUAUAGUUAGGUCGUGUGUUAAGUUUUGAAUAUUAUUAUUAUUUAUAAAAUCUAAAGUUUUUUAUGAAUUUCAUUAGUGUAAAUGAUAGCAAUAGCAUUAGAUUUAUCUACCUGAAAGAUUUCUGAAUUAUUUGUUUUUAAUGUAUUCACUACGUUGUUAAUAAUUGUAUUUUGUCAUUAACUAUAUUAUUUUGUUUUAAUAUAUUAUCAAGCUUAUUUUUGUAGUUUUUUUUUUUUGGUGCUGUUUAUUAAGUUAUAUAUAUAUCUUGUAUGAUUUUGAUUUUGAAAUUGUAUAUAAUUUAUAACGGAUUCACAAUGUAUUAAUUGUUUUUUAAUUGAUUGAAAGUUUAAUGUUUGAUAGGUAUUGCAUUUAUUAUCUUAAUAUAAUAAAUUGUUUUCAGCUUUAUUUAAAAUUAUAGAAUUAAAUUAGUAACUCAUGGUUGAAAAGAAUACUGGAUUUUAAGUUUAAAUUUUUGUACAUUUUCUGCUACUAAAAUGUUAAUUUUAUCAUUAAUUCUAUGCCAUUUCUCACUUUUCUUAUGUAGUAAUUUUUGUCGUAUAAUAUUCCAGGUGACAUAUUCAUUCAUUUAUUUAUAUAUUCAUUUACUAUAUGCAUUUAAUUAUGUGUAAAAAUAGUGUAAUUAUAACUUAUGACUGUUUAUCGUUCUAUAUUUACAGAAAUAUAUAAAUAUUAUUUUAAAUAAUUAUAUAAAUGUACCCAGAUGAUACAUCAUAUAGUGACUGUAGUUGUUGAUGAGUUAAUAAUACCCAAAUUAAUAUUAAUUGUGAGAUUAAUUGUUUGUUUUAGUUUAACAAAACCUGAUAUUGCAUUGGAAUUAGUCCGUUUGGUUACACAAGAACCUCCAGAAAAUGAAAAACCAGAAACGCGUUUUGUUUUGCCAAAUUUAGCUUGUGAAAUAUUAACUAGUGAUAUUCAACCAAUGUACCAUGUUCUUUCACACGAAGAAGAUAUUUGGAAGUGUUUUUUUGGUUUUCUAGAAGACAAUGAACCUCCUCUCAAUUCAUUAAUGGCCUCAUAUUUUAGUCGAACUUUAUGUAGCCUUAUAUUAAAAACAGGAAGUCAAGUAUGUAUUUAAUAUUUAUAAUUUUGAAUUUUAUUAUAUUUUAUUAUUCAAUUUAAAAAAAAAAAUUUAAUAAUAUUCAUGUUUUUGCCAUUAAAAAUCGAUAUUCAAAUUGCCAUUAUUUUAUAUUAAACAUAAAGAUAUAUUUUUGCAUUAUGAAAUACAAUAAUAUUUAUCUAAUUAUUAUGAAUAUAUUAUAUACAUCUAUAUAGGAUUGGUAUACAUAUCAGUUUAAUUGUCUCAAAACUCUUGAGAAAAUUACAGAAAAAGGAAACUUUAUAGAUUUGUUACUGAAACAUCUUGACACAUCUGCUAUAAUGGAUCUCAUUAUCAAAAUAUCCACACUUUUAGAAGGACCCCCUUUACGAAGUAACAUUUUCACAGUAUGUUUAGUAUAUAGUACGAGUUUAUAAUUAACUUUGCAUAAUACAUAUACAAAUAAAAGUGUAUGCAUAUAUAUAACAUAUAUUUACAUCUUUCUAGUUAUUUGAUAAGGAGCAUCUCAUUUUAAAGUUAGUGGACAUAUUGGAUACAAAAAAUAUUCCUGUAAGACAACUAAAUGCAGCAGAAACAAUUUGUGCUAUUGAAGUUGCAUCAGAAUUACAUCCUCUCGAACAAAAUCCUCUUGUUAUUUCAAUUGAAUCGUAUGAUAAAUAUAUAAAUAUAUAUUUUUUUAGUUUAAUGACUUAACUAUAAAUAAUUGUUUAAAUUAAAUCAGACCAGAGACUGUAAACAUGGUGUUGGUGAAAAUUUUUGGCCAAUAUGAGAAGACUGAGAGUACGUUAUUAGGUGGAAUAUCAAUACUGCAAACUUUACUAAUGGCUACUAAAUUCAAGUAAGUUACUAUAACACAAACUAACUUGUAAAUUAAUGAUUGUAUUUUUUUUUCCUUUAGACCGGAAGAUUCAAAUGAGGUUUACAGCAAAAAACAAUCGAUGGCUGAGGUUCUAUGUAUUACACUUUUACCAUUUUUAGAACAUAUUCAUAAUGUUUUAUUAACUCCUCCAAAGGUUAUACAAUUUAUACAUUCAUAUACUUUCAUAAAAAUAAAUAAACAUUUAACAAAAAAUAACAUUCAAUUUUUAUUUAUAGUAAUUUUAAUUAUUAAACUAUUAAUAAAUUGUAUUUUUACAAUAUAAAAUAUUAAAAAAAAUAAUUUUAAAUGUUUUAUAUAAUACAAACUAAAUCAUGAUUAAAUUGACUAUUAUUUUUAAAUCAUUUGUAUAUGUAUAUAUACAGAGUGUAAUUAAACUACUUAACAUAUGUAAUAACUUUUUUUUUUAAAUUGUUAUUACAUCUUUGCGCCAUAACUUAAUUAUGUUUUGUUAAAUUUCAAUGUUUACUGUUUAGGAAUUUAAAAUAAAAAAUGUCAAGUUUGAAAAUAAAAUUGAGAUAGUUAUUUUGUAAAUCUAAAUUUUUAGAAAAAUUUUAAUGUCAAAUUUUACUCAGGUUGAUUCUAUUAUUUUUAAAGUUUUGUAAAGCAUAUUUUUUGAGUACUUAAAACUUUUUAGAUAGUUAUUUUGAUUUUUCAAUGUAAUAUUGUAUAAUUUGAUAAUAUUUUUAUCAUAAUACUUUAAGCUGUUAUUCUGAUAAACACUUAUAAUUUGUCGUUAGUGAAAUAUAAUUAAUUGUUAGUAAAAUUACUACACAAACUAUUUUUUUAAAAACUUUGUAAAAAAUUGUAAAUUUAUAGUGCAGAGCUUUAGUAAUUAUUACCAAAAAUUUAAAAAAGUUAUUAUAUUUGUUAAAUAGUCGUGUUGCAUCUGUAUAUAUACAGGAUCUCUCAUGAUUGAUACGUGAAAAAACUUCUGUUCUAUUCAAUAUGUUAAAAUUAUUAGUAUGUUUUUAUAAUCUUAUUUAAACAAAUCUUAUAUUAUUUUAUUAUACUAGCUUUUGUAAAAGAAAAUUGUCAUUUGAUGUGCUUUGACUACUGAUUAAAUAUUUUAAUGAAUUAUAAAUCAUAAUAAUAUUCAUAUUUUCAUAAACUUCAAAAAAUUAUAAAAUAUAAGACUAUACCUUAAUGAAAAUUUCAACCACUAUUAAAUUGAUAAGAAAAAAUAAUUUUUUGAAAAUUUGGAAUCUAACUUGCUUUAUUGCAAUUUUUAUAGAUUGUUUUCGGUUUUUUAAAAACUAAAAUAUUUACAAAAAACAAUUGAAUAUUAUAAACUGCAGAAAAUAAUUAUUUUUUAAUUAUAUUUAUGUUUUAUACCCUUAUAAUUUUAAUUAUUUUAAUUUAGAUUGAAAGUUUAGCAUCAAUUGGAAAUAUAAUUGAAAAGCCUUUUGGUAAUGUACGUUUGCAAAUUGUCAAAUUGAUAAGUUUGUUAUUAAGUAUGCAUAAUCAACAAAUAAAUGAACGAUUUGCUCAACUUAACACUAUAAAAGUUCUCCUUGUAAGUAUUAAUCAAUACAAUGAUAAUGUCAUAAAAUAGUUGAAUUUUGAAUGAAAAUAAAAAUUGUUUUGUAUGAUAAACUUGUUGAUUACUGAAUAUUUUUAUACAAAUGAAUUGUAAUUAGUUAUUAGUAAAAAUGUUUUGAAUAUGUGUAGCUUAUCAUACUAAUUAUUUUAUUGUUUCAUACAUUAAUGAUUUAAAAUAUUAAUAAUUUUCUUGGUAAAUUAAGUGUAGCAUAUCUAUAAUGUAAAAAUUGACUAAAAAGUACUUUUAGUUAUAUUAAAAUGUAUUAAGUUACAUGGAUAAUAUAAGUGUGCAUAUAAUGUUAUACUUAAUUGAUCCACAAUAUUAUGAAAUAAUAAUAAAUUUAUUUCUACAAGUUAAUUACAAUCUAUACAAGUAUGUACAUUCAGCAAUUGGGAUGAAAGAAUAGUAGUCACUACUAAGUGACAUUGAAUAUUUAGAACAUAGAAAAUUACCCACUAGUAACACUCAGCAAAUAUAAAUAUUUAAAAUUCUAUUUUCUUGUUUAUUCAAAAACAAAUACCAUUGUUUUAGGUUGCACCAGACAUUCUUGUUAAUUAAGAUAUUGUAAGAAAAUAAUAUUUUUUUAUUCUAGGAUUCCUUCUUUUACUAUGAAUUAAAUAAUUUUCUUCAUACUCAAGUGGUACAAUGCUUUCAUGAGAUUAUGUGUUGUAAUCACUCAAUAACAGACAAUACUGGAUUUUUAGUUCACGUAAGAAUAAUUAUACUUUUUAUUUGUGUCUAGUAAUACUCAUUUGUCUAUCUUUCAUAGGUUUUAAGAGAUUGUAAAUUAAUUGAAUGUAUUCUUGAUAAUGAAAAAUGGUACGUAUAAAUUAAAUAUUACACUUUACAAAUAAAUUUUAAUUUAUACAGGAUCACUCAGAAAAACUACAUACUUUUUAAAUGGUAGUCCAUGUUAAAUACAUGGUUUUUAAUAAUAAAAAGAAUUGACAGAAACUUUAGGAAAGAACAGUGAUUUUAAAAUUUGAGCUCAUAGAUUUACUACAGAUAAUUUUUAUAAAAGGAUAGUUUUUUAUUGUUUGUUGUGCAUAUUUUUUUCUAAAUACAACAAACAACAGUAAUCUAGUAUUAAGCAAUGUUUUUAUUUUUCUACUUGGGCUUUCAAAAUUAAUAUGUAAAUUUUGAAUUUUUUCUUUAAAAAAAUAAACUAUAAAACUGUAAUGAUAUAAUUGUUCAGAAUAUUAUUUUUUUAUUCUUUCAAUUUACAUGCUUGACAUUUUUUUAACUAUUCGUAUAACAAAAUGUUUAGGUAAAUAUUCUACUUCAAAAUUUGAAAUUAUAAAUAGGGAUUGCUGUUUAAAAAUAUGUUGUUCGUUCAAUAUGCCUUCUAUUACUAUGGCAAUAUCACCAUAUACCAUAGAAUUAUCAAACUACAUAUUUGUACGUUUUUAAACUAAUUAAAUUAAUCAAAUUAAUUAAAUUUUAAGAAAUAUAAUGUAUUCAUAUUCUGUAUAGGUUAUUGUAAUAAUAAUAAUUAAUAUUUAUAUUUUAAUUUAAAAAAAAAUUAACAUUACAUAUUAAAAUGACAGUUAAUUAUGUUUUCCAAUAAAUAACAAAUUUUGAAAAUUGUUGGUAAUAUAUUAUACAUUGAAACAAAUAAUAUUGUAUAGAAUAAAAAUUGUGUUUUAUGUGUAAAUAAGUAUAAAAAUUUAAAUAAAAAAAAAAUUUCAUUAUAGUAUUCAGCCAGGAAAAAAAAGAAAAGGAUAUAUUGGUCAUUUAGCAUUAAUCGCUAAUAAUGUACACAAUACUGAAGUAUUUUAUUCAGAUCACUUUCGAGGAAUUAUUCAACGUACAUUAAGUGAUGAUAUUAUUCAUAGAUGGAAUACUUUUACAUCAACUACAUUAAAAGCUGAUAAUGAAAGAAUGUCUUCUUGUUUGGUAAAUAGGAUUUAGAACUUUUUAAGGAUUCAACUAGUAGGCUGAUUUACACUUCUCUUCUACCAUUCAUUUUCUGUUUCCUAUAAAUCCUUAUACAAGAAUCAUCUGGCUUCUUUCUUUAACUCCCCUAUAAAGAAGCACGAGGCUUAUUAGUCUCUAUAAUUAAGUUAGUACAUUUAGUAAUUAUAUAAUGUAUCUUAAAAAUAAAUUUGAAGGGAGGACUACACCCUCGAGAUGAAAUAGUAAUGAUGAAUAUUAGAAAAAAACUAGAAAAAGGAGCUAUUUAUGGGCAACCUGAAUUAGAAUUUAACAGCAAUGAUAUUCAACUUGGUAUAUCUAGAGUUGAUGUAAACUUCGAUGAAGAUGAUGAUGAUGAUGACGACAAGUAAAUUUGUUUUAAAAUUUUUCUUUACUAUACAAUAAUAAUUGAUUGGUUUUUAGAGAUUUGGCAGAAUCACAAGCAGAUAUGUUUAAUCACAUGUGUUCAUUAAGAUCAUCAGAAAUGAAUAUUGAAGAACCGGAAUGUAAAGAUGCAAAUGAUGAUCUAGCAGAAAAUGUAGAGUUGUUCAACAAUCAAUUGUGGAAGGAUCCUUGUUCGUCCAAGAGAGAUUUUAAUGUUGAGAAAUCUGAUAAUUUUUUAUCAAAGGAUAAUAAUUUGUAAGUAUACUAUAUAGUAAGUUUAGUAUACAAAUUUCAAAAAAAAAUACUAAUGAUAUUAAAAUAUGCCUAAGGUAUUGGUCUCCUGCAAACACAGAUUGGGAAACCUUUAGGUUACAAUUAAAUGCGAAAUCAUCAAGUGAAAUGAUCAAUGACAAUUCAAUUAAUAGUAAGUGUAAUAUUUAUUCAUUUUAGAUUUAAAGGGAAUUAUGUUUUAUUAUGGGGUUUUUUUUUUCUAUAUAGUUAUCACAUUUUAGGGCUGUGAAAUUUUAGAACUACUUACAUUGUUUAUGCCACAAAAAACUUUUAUAUUAAAAGUCAGUCAAUCCAAUUGAUUUCCACCUUAAAUAUGUUUUUAAAAGUGCUAUUAGUGUUUAUUUUUAAGUUUUUAUGUUAUCUGUGGUCUAUAAAAUAUUUUGUUUAAAAAACCAAAAUUGACAAUUGUAUUUACUGUGUACAUAGGAAGGUGUGUGAUACAUUUUUUGGCAUAAAUUAUGACCAAUGACAACUUUAUUACCAAUUAUGGUACAUAAUUUGUAUGUUAUGUAUGCUAAUACUUUUAUACUAUUACUCAGGCUGUAAUCAUUUGAUCAACUUGAACUUUACAAAAGUAUUAUCUAUAUAACAUACUGAUCAACUUGUGUAAAUUUCAAAACAAUCAGUCCAUUAGUUUAGGCUACAAAGAGGUCAGACUAUUUGCUGUAAAAUUACACAGGUUAAGGCAUGUAAUAUACUGUGGCCAACAUACAAGCUCUUUUUUUUUUACUUAACUCUGCGUCACGACCAUGGCGAUGGAUAUUUAUAAAUGUUUUAAAUAUUUAGUUACCUAUUAAUAACUGUAUAUCUUGAAUGUGCAUUUAUGAUUAUUUAUUUACAUUAAACUUGAUUGGUUUUUACAGUCUCUAAUCCAUCUUCUUCGAGUCCAUGGGGAGAUAAUGUUAUAAAUCUUGAACCUAGAUUAGAAACAGGUUGGGCAAAUUUUGAUUCAAGUUUUGGAGAACCAAUGGUGACUAAUGGAGAUGAAAUUGCUGAUGAUCAAUUUUCUAAUGUGGUUGAACAAAAUACACAAAAUAUUACUCCACAAUUGGAGUUGUCUGAUAACACAAUUGCACCGACAAACAAUUUGACAUGUAAGAGUAAAGCAUAUAAAUAUAUAUAUUAUUAUUAUUAUUAUAUAUGUAUAUAUAUUUAAAGAUCAAGAGGUGACUGAUAAAAUAAAUAAUACUUUAUUUACAGCAAAUUCAUCUUUGUCUGAACAACUAUCUGAUAAUGGACCAAUAACAGAUAAUUCUACAACACUGAGUGUGAAGGAUUUAUCUAAUGCAUCAAUCAUAUCUAAUUCUACUGAUGUAUCUUCAAUUGAAAAUUCACAUGAUGUGAGCUCUGUAGAUAGGUAAAAAAGUUUAGUUAAAAACUCUAAUCCUCUAAUGGCAUUAUAAUAUUUUUUAACAUCCGAAACUAUAAUACAUUUUUAUCAACUUUAUCUUAUUAAUUUAUACAAAAACAUAAUGAAUUAUGAUUAAUAGUCAACAUAUAUCUUUUUAUAAUGUGUCCGUCCGUUUUUAUAUAAAACUUCUAUGUUUAUGUUGACCAAUUUUUAAAAAUUAAACAUUUAUAUUUAAUAAAAUGUAUGCAUACCAACCAAUAUAUAUUUAUAAAUUCUUUUAAAUGUAUGGAUAGUUUUUUGUUCAACAGAAAAAUACUUUUUACCUAUGUAAUUUUUUUUUUUGUGGUUUAGUUUAGUGUUUGAAUUACAGGGAAUCAUUAUUAUUUUUUUUUAAAUAUUUUUGUUAAAUUCUAUAAAAUAUUACAAACAAAAUAUAUUUAUUUGAUUAUUAUUUUAUAAUUUCGAAGAAAAUCAAUUAUUUAUAAUCUUUCCCACCGGUUUUGAAAUAAUUGAUACACUUCUUCGAAAUUUUAGUUUAUUUAUUAUGUUAAUAAUGUAUCUGGUUAUUAUAUAUUUUACAUGAUAUAACAUAUUAAAAAAAAAAUAUAUAUUUUUGUAUAUAUAUAAUAUAGCUGACUUUGUUAUUAUAAUGGUGCGUGUUUUGUAUUAUAAAUUUGAGUUGAAUAUGUUGUUUGUGUAUUUAUGUUAAUAUUUAACAUUUAUGUUGUAAAAUUAUUAUCAUUAUAAUUUUUUUUUUUUUAAUAUGCACAUGACUGGUUAUAAAAUCUUUAACGAGAAAAUCGUACAAAAUACUUUUACUGUGAUAUGGAUAUCCAUGUUAGUGAAAUAUAAGUUAUACUUUAUUUUAC
Cinara cedri is the source of this 11316-nucleotide messenger RNA. NCBI's taxonomy places the organism in Eukaryota, Metazoa, Arthropoda, Insecta, Hemiptera, Aphididae. The record is from the annotation of a GenBank genome assembly.